CGGCUGCUUACACAGGCCGAAGAACAAGGAGGGAAGCCCAACGCCAGUUUACAGAGAGGGCAAGGGAGCAUGAUGUAGUUAGUGCAGCUUCAGAGGGAGUCAACCGAGUCCUUCCAGUCUCAAUAUUUGACCUCAGUUGUUGAUCAACACAACGGCAGAUUGCUUACUCCUCAAUUGACUGCACUCCUUGACCUCAUUACCCACAUUCUCUCCCUCUCUAGGCCCCACAAACACAAACGCAAAUCGCCAUGUCCGACCUCCCCAACUUCAACUCCAUGUUCUCCCUCGAGGGCAAGACCGCCCUCGUCACGGGUGGCUCCCGUGGCCUCGGGCUGCACAUGGCGACGGCCUUCCUUCGCGCUGGGUGCUCGCUGGUGGUCGUGACGGCGCGCAAGUCGCAGGGCGAGCAGGGCAUCGACCAGGCGGUGCGGCGGCUGAACGCGCUCCCGGGGAUCCGGGGCCGGGCCGUGGGCGUCGCCGCCGACGUGGCCAGCUCGGACGACAUCGUCCGGUUGGUCGGCCGCGUGCGGGAGGAGCUCGCCGGCGCCGGGAAGAAGGGGCUCGACAUACUCGUGUGCAACGCCGGCGCGGCGUGGGGGUCCCGGUUCGAGGACGCGCCGCCGAGCAGCUCGAUCAAGAUCCUUGACCUCAAUGUCAGGGGCGUCUUUGAGCUGGUCCAGAAGUCGCUGCCACUUCUUGAGGCGGCUGCGUCGAAGACGGACCCGGGGAGGGUGCUUAUCAUCAGCUCUACGGCCGGGUCCAACGUGCCGCACGUCGGCGAGCAUGGAACUAUCAUGUACUCGGCCUCCAAGGCCGCUGCCCACCAUCUGGGCAGGAACCUCGCGGUUGAGUUGGGCCCGCGGAACAUCACGUCCAACGUUAUCGCGCCGGGCUUCUUCCCUUCGAAGCUGGCGCAGGGCCUGAUUCAGAAUCUCGGAGGGAUCGAGUCACUGAGCAAGGAUAAUCCCAUGGGACGGCUAGGAGAGGCGGAAGAUAUCGCCGGAGUGGCCGUGUUCCUGUGCACACCCGCCGGCAAAUAUGUAAAUGGCGAGGAUAUCGCGGUGGAUGGUGGUGCGAGACUCUCCGCGGGAAGGAUGUCAAGGCUCUGAGAUGUACGAUAGACUAGGUAGAAGGCGCACACAUACCCCAAAUCGUGCACACGGGCUCUCAAACACUGAUCACAACACGUGCGGGCAAUUGCAUCCAACAUGUUUGAAGACAGGCCUCGGACGGACUCAGAUAGCAAGCCCAUGAUUCGGAAUUUCAGAUGCC
Messenger RNA from Phialemonium atrogriseum, 1272 nucleotides. RefSeq lists its product as uncharacterized. The record is from RefSeq and is a predicted model, not a curated record. The transcript is spliced from 3 exons. NCBI's taxonomy places the organism in Eukaryota, Fungi, Ascomycota, Sordariomycetes, Cephalothecales, Cephalothecaceae. Bases 249 to 1109 code for a protein of 286 amino acids. Gene Ontology annotation, molecular function: oxidoreductase activity.